ACCUUGGAGGUUGAACGGGACAGGGACAAGGGUGUACCAUCUCCCUUUCCCAGUCCUUUACCUCUUGUUGCUCCUCCCUUGUCGCUUCUACCCCGCCCCUUACAUUCCUAAACUUCCUGGGACGGAACUGUUUGGCUUUUUCCGGCCCAAGUUGAGGGUAGGGGUGCCUUUGGCCUUUGGGAAAAAUGGAGCCUAGGAGGGCGGCGCCUGGGCCACCCGGCUGGAGGCCUCGAGUGCCCUCAGGGUCCGCGACGGCAGCUGAGCUCGUGUACCAUCUAGCGGGGGCCCUGGGCACUGAGCUGCAACUGCUGGCUCGCCGUUUUGGCCCGGAGGCAGCGGCGGGGCUGGUGCCGCUUGUGGUGCGGGCGCUGGAGCUCCUGGAAAAGGCUGCGGUUGGGCCCUCCCCGGACUCGCUGCAGGUGUCUGCACAGCAGGCCGAACUGGAGCUGCGGUGGUUGAGGCAGGAGAACGAGCACCUCCGUAGAGAACUACGCUCGCCGCAGGAGGAGCGAGCGCUGCUGCAGCAGCUCAAGGAGGUGACGGACAGACAGCGGGACGAGCUCCGGGCUUAUAACCGCGACCUGCUGCAACGCAGCCAGGAGACGGAGGCUUUGCAGGAGCAGCUGCAGCGCCUCCUGCUGGUGAAUGUGGAGCUGCGACACAAGCUGGCAGCCGUGCAAGCCCAGCUGCGGGCAGCACAGGACCGCGAGAGGGCGCACGAGCUACCACUGAAAAGCCCUGACAAGCAUGCUGAAGAGCAGAGGCGGAAGCCUGAUCCAAUAACCCCUGAGGACCCGGUGUAUACCCCACUGCAGCCAGAGCACCCUCCAGAGGCAGGGCAGUGUGGCUUAAGCAGGGAGGAGGUUGAGCAGAUCCUUCAAGAGCGGAAUGAACUCAAAACCAAUGUGUUCCUGCUCAAGGAGGAGUUGGCCUACUUCCAGCGGGAAUUGCUCACAGACCACAGAGUCCCUGGGCUUCUGCUUGAAGCCAUGAAGGUGGCUGUCAGGAAGCAGCGGAAAAAGAUCAAGGCCAAGAUGUUAGGGACACCAGAGGAAGCAGAAAGCAGUGAUGAUGAGGAUGGCUCAUGGCUCCUGCUCUCCAGCAAUAAAGGAGAUGACCCUCCACCCCCUGAAUCCAGAAUACAGAGUUUCUUUGGCUCGUGGUUUCAGAAUGAAGCAGAGGUCCCAGAAGCUAAGACCAGCAACACAACUCCCAGUGAACUAGGGGGAGAAGAGGAAACCCCACACUUGGAGCCUGUGGGCACCCCUCCAGCCCCCAACUCCUGACUGGCACUACUUUUGAAGAAAAUCUUGAUCUGAGGCCCUCAGCUGCCCUAGAGGCCUGACUUUGGGGUCUGGCAGUGGACGGAUGUGUGGGCUCAAGUGAGGAUAGAGCUCCUACCUUCACACCCUCCCUGGUGCUCAUCUCCUGUCCUACCUGCACCCACCAUGACAGAGAGCUGAGCCUGCCUCACUUCCUGACUUUUCUGCAUCAGGCCUUGGGCCAUCUAUGCAAAGGUGUUUCCUCUCCAAGUUCAUUUCCCCAUUCAUGAAACAGAGGACUGUCUACUGCCUGGGGGUUUGUGCAGAUGACUUGAGCUAAUGUAAUAAAGCUACUUCCCACAUUACCCAAAAACUGUUCCA
This is a messenger RNA of Sciurus carolinensis (gray squirrel), 1643 nucleotides long. It is a transcript of the gene Rilp, whose product is annotated as Rab interacting lysosomal protein. Gene Ontology annotation, molecular function: protein dimerization activity. Gene Ontology annotation, biological process: cilium assembly. Bases 186 to 1286 code for a protein of 366 amino acids. The transcript has 8 exons. The record is from RefSeq and is a predicted model, not a curated record. Lineage: Eukaryota; Metazoa; Chordata; Mammalia; Rodentia; Sciuridae. Gene Ontology annotation, cellular component: cytoplasm; ciliary basal body.